Messenger RNA from Chondrus crispus (carragheen), 1260 nucleotides. RefSeq lists its product as hypothetical. Lineage: Eukaryota; Rhodophyta; Florideophyceae; Gigartinales; Gigartinaceae. Bases 1 to 1260 code for a protein of 419 amino acids. The transcript has a single exon. The record is from RefSeq and is a predicted model, not a curated record.
AUGUCUCGAGAUAAACCAAUUCCUAAUGGCGUCACAAGUCUCGAUCGGGGCCGCUCUGCAACUUCUUACUUCGUAUGUCACAUUGCCAUAGCGAACUGUGCCUUUUGCAAUGCGCUUGCGCUCUUCUUCUCGCAAGACAUCCAUGUGCGCCCCUUGCAAUGCUCGAUGUGCUUUUCACCCAACACGCGCUCCUAUUCCCUGCCACAGCUCUCAACCGACAUCUUUCCUCUCUCCGUUCUCCCGACGACUUUCUCUCCUCGCAAACCCUAUUCGCGGUCUUACAAAGGCGUCUUCUUCGGCACCCCCGGCAACCUCGGAAACGCCCGUGGCGUUGCCUUCACCUUUCUUACGGCCACAAUACACUUCUUCCUUCCGUCAACCUCUUCCGCCUCUUCCCCCUGCCCCUGCAUCCACUUCUACGGCCACGCCUCGCGCACACUUUCUAGCUUCCCGCCCAGCCUUCUGACGGCCUCCUUCGCGGCGGCGAUCUCCUCAGCGCCCGCGCCCACGCUCUUCUGCGCGAAUAACACGCCCCCCACCUUUGCCAGCAGCACGCACAGUUCGCAGCAACCACGCAUUUCCGCCAACGACCGUGCCACGACCGCGUCAUACCGCCCCCGAUGCAUCUUACUCUGCCCGACCUCUUCUGCCCUCCGCCACACGGACGUGACGUUGCCCAGGGCCAGCUCGCGUCCCACGAUGUCGUGGAAGCGCGUCUUCUUGCGCGCGGCCUCGAGCAGCGUGACGUCCCACUGCGGCCUCGCGAUGGCCAGGACGAGGCCCGGGAACCCCGCGCCCGUGCCGACAUCGACGACGCGUAGCCCGGUAGCCGCGGCCGCGGCCGCGGCCUCCGCGUCCAGCGCCGGCAGCAGGCAAAGCCCGUCCAUGACGUGCUUAAGCAGCACGGCGUCGCGCGUGCGGAUCGCCGUGAGGUUGUACCGCUUGCUCUCGCUGAGCAGCAGAUCCGUGAGCCGCACGAGGGUGUUGAGCCGCGCCACGUCCAGGCCCUGCGCGUGGGCGGCGCGGCGCGGCACCGCGUGCGUGGUGGUGAUGUUUUGCUGCGUCGCGCAGCCGCGCAGCGCCACGCGCCGCAGCGGCCGCGGCCCGGCAUGCGGAUGGCAGCACGUGACGCGCGCACCGAGUCGGCGGCGAGACGGCGAAAGCGAUGCGGCAGGCGGUGAGCCACGGAGCCAUGCAGACGGAGCUGUCGGAGGCCGACUGAGGGAUGGGCUAAACUGGGCGACCGAUGGAUUCUGGUAA